CGACCCUCGCCUUCGCCAACUCUCGUCUUGUCGUCUUUCACUGAGAUUGCGAAGCCUUGCUCAACUUUGCAAUGUCUGCACCACCACCACUGCAGGAGCGCGGCGCGGCGAGAUAUGCGUAUCAAACGCGUUUCAUACCAAGCACGUAUACAUAGUCAGUCAGGCCCGGCUACAUCAUGAUCGUUCCCAACGACCGCUGGCCAUUUAUCCAGACUUUACAACAUGCGCUUUCAUCCCAUUCACCUUUUAUCAUUCAUUGCCUCGUCAGUCCUUGCACAUCAUCCCGAAGAAUGCCCAUCCAAUGCCACACAACACAUUCAAUACCCGACAUGCCUUGGCCUACCGGGGGUCUAUCUCGUCAAAGCAAGCGAAGGAAAGGGCUUGGGCGUUUUCGCUACGCAUGAUAUGGAUAUAGGCGAUAUCGUUAUGCGCGAGACGCCUGUCAUCAAGAUUCGUUUGCCAAAGCUCGCCAAGGGGAGCCCAUAUCCCAUGGCAGCCGUCGCUUUGCUACUCCAAGAGCAAUUUGACAACCUAUCGCUAGAGUCACAGGAGGAGGUCCUUUCUUUGACACAUGAGUCAAAUGCUGUAGACAGCAAAGCUCAAGAUACUCUAGGCACCAUCUUUCGCAACAAUGCCUAUAACACUGGCGAUCAAGUCGGCCUAUUCCCCAAGAUCGCUCGCAUCAACCACUCGUGCCGACCGAAUACGAGCUACUACUGGAGCGGGAAGCUGAACAAGCGCAUCGUCUACGCCACACGCAGCAUCAAGGCAGGAGAAGAGUUCUUCGUGUCUUACAUCUCACUGUUGCUCAGUCGGGAAGAUCGCCAAAAGCAGCUCGAUCGAUAUGGCUUCAAGUGCGGUUGUGAAGCAUGCGCACACGAGCGAGCCGCUCAGAUAGCUAGCGAUAACCGCCGUGCCACCAUCAAGAAUGCCUUCUCGAAGUUCGAACCGCAACUUGUGCUGGCAGCUCCACAGUCCAAGGCUGGGAAGCGUCAGGCACAAAAGGACGCUGAGGUGAGCGUACAACUCGCUCAGCUAGUAGAGGAGGAAGGACUUGCCGACUACUAUGCCAAAGCUUACAGAAUUGCCGCUAUAAGCCAUGCCAGAGUUGAAAAUUGGGCGACCGCUGCGAGGUGGGCGAAUCGAGCCUAUGAGAUACGUUACAUGGAAGACCCGGAGUCAAAGAGCACGUUAGAGUUGCACCACCUCACAAGCAGCUUUAUCUCAAACUGGGAAACUGAGUUGCGAAGUCGUGCUUCAACAUGAGAUUCUGCAAGCGGCUUUGACACUCGCGUCGCAGUGCCCUGCAUAUCAUGCGGAGGAUUGGCCGUUCCAGACCUGCGGUUCGCACAUGCGGCCCUGUUCACCCGGU
Messenger RNA from Alternaria rosae, 1372 nucleotides. RefSeq lists its product as uncharacterized. The coding region runs from base 223 to 1266 and encodes 347 amino acids. The transcript has a single exon. The record is from RefSeq and is a predicted model, not a curated record. Gene Ontology annotation, molecular function: protein binding. NCBI's taxonomy places the organism in Eukaryota, Fungi, Ascomycota, Dothideomycetes, Pleosporales, Pleosporaceae.